Gadus macrocephalus (Pacific cod) is the source of this 1432-nucleotide messenger RNA. RefSeq names its product odorant receptor 131-2-like. The transcript has a single exon. The record is from RefSeq and is a predicted model, not a curated record. Gene Ontology annotation, biological process: G protein-coupled receptor signaling pathway. The coding region runs from base 382 to 1173 and encodes 263 amino acids. Gene Ontology annotation, cellular component: membrane. NCBI's taxonomy places the organism in Eukaryota, Metazoa, Chordata, Actinopteri, Gadiformes, Gadidae. Gene Ontology annotation, molecular function: G protein-coupled receptor activity.
GGCUGAUGAAUGCAAGCCAUUUCAAAAACUUCCGCCGAAAUCCCGAUAAAGGAUGAUGUCCCCCCAGAUGUAUAAUGGAUAGAUCCAGUCCAGCCUACCAGUUGGUACAGUCAACCAUACGGGGAACUGGGGAGUCAAUUUAUCUGUUAAAGAUUAACACCUCACUUGUGAUGUCACCAGUGGAUCCAUUUUGAAAUAUCUUCCAAUGAGCCUCAAACCUGUUGGGAAAGUAGGGGCCCUUUAAGGUUAUGUAUGUGUUGUUGAGGUAAGGUCAAGGGAAGGAUUCAGGUCUUUGUGAAAGAAGGCAAGUAAUCAUGGCAUUAAUCAUUAAGUUUAGGUUAAAGAGUUUUAACCCAUGACCUUUCUGUCCAGAUCUUCUACAUGAACCCCCGUUACAUACUUUUCAUCCACCUGGUCAUCAACGAUAUGAUCCUUCUGACCCUGUUCGGCUUCAUUCAUGUCCUCACCUACAUCAUGUUAGACAUGAGUGUGCCCUUCUGUACCCUGCUGUUGAUAAUAGCCCUCCUGACUGACCUUAACACACCCCUCACACUCGCGGUGCUGGCGAUGGAAUGCUACAUCGCCAUCUGCUUUCCUCUCCACCAUGCCCAAAUCUGCAAUGUGCAGAAGACCUACUUGGUCAUUGGCUUGAUCUGGCUGAUGAGUGGGCUCACCGUCCUACCAGAUCUCUUUGUGAUGCUUGGGACAGAGUCCCAUGAAUUCCUCCAUUCCAGGGUCUUCUGUGUGUCGACCACAGUGUUCAGAAAUCCGUACUUCAAGGAGAAGAGAGACGUUUCUAACAGCAUCUUCCUGGUCCUGGUCUGGCUCGUCCUCUUCUACACCUACUUCAAUAUCCUGUUUGCCGCCAAGGCUGCCUCACUGGAUGCCAAGAAAGGCAGGAACACUGUGAUCCUCCACGGCUUCCAGCUGGUCCUCUGCAUACUCACCUAUGUCAGCCACCUGGUCAUUAUUGGGCUCACCAACCUCCUCCCUGCUGCGGUGCUUGCCAUACGCUUCACUGUGUCUGUAUUCAUUAGUAUCCUGCCAAGGCUCAUCAGUCCCAUUGUGUAUGGCCUGCGAGACAAGACCUUCCGGAAGUACCUGAAAAGGCACUUGUUGUGUCAAAAGAGGAAAAUUACUGGCCCUCAAUCUAGUCUAAAGACCUCCUCAUGAUGUCUUGUGCCGCGUUCAUUUAGAAAAGCUUAUUGAACUUUCAGCAUAUUAACUCUACUCGAUCUGACAAACACUGAACUCGUGAAAACCAGAUAUCAGUUUUCCCUCUGCCCUGACUUUCUGCAUGUCAACUCUGGGACUAUAACACACUUGCUUCAAAUGUUUCUCUUUCUAUCUUCAAAAAUGUAUUGAUUUCACUGUUAUGUAGAUUACAUAUUUGAAAUAGUUCUGUUGAUAACUCUCUCAAUAAAAGUAAUUA